Oldenlandia corymbosa var. corymbosa is the source of this 1800-nucleotide messenger RNA. Lineage: Eukaryota; Viridiplantae; Streptophyta; Magnoliopsida; Gentianales; Rubiaceae. The record is from the annotation of a GenBank genome assembly.
AUGGCGGAACCACCAGUACUUCCCGAUGAGUUGCACGGGGAGAUCCUGAGACGGGUUUCCGUAAAAUCCCUGAUGCGAUUUAAGUGUGUCUCCAAGACUUGGCUUCCAACCCUCUUAGAUCCAUCUUUUACCAAAACCUACGGCGGCGGUUCUCGAGUUAACUCGUACAAGUUGCUCUCCGUCGGUCACAAGUAUCAGAUUCUGACCGUUGAGAAGGAUUCCACCUGGAGAGAUAUUGAUCCACCUCCUGUGGAUAUAAAUCAUCGUGAAGGAGUUAAUUACUCAGAAGGAGUUCUUUACUGGUUGACCUCUUGGGACCGCAAUGAGAUGGUAACUUUUGAUCUUGUUCAGGAGAAGUUCCAAUCAAUUCCCCUGCCCGAACGUAAUGUAAGUUACCAAUUGGUGAAUUCCGGGCCUGUGGCUGUCAUGUCAGAAGCAUAUCCCGGAAAUCGGUGGUCGGUCAUAUAUUAUAACAGCAACAACAACAACAACAACAACAGGAGAAUUUCUCCUAAAGGAGCUUGGAGUGAUGAUGAAGUAAUGUAUGAUCUGUCGUCUCAGGAGGAAACCGGACUUUUCCCUGAGGGACUAUUUCCUGAUGGAAAGAUGCUACUAUAUUCUUCUCAGGGACACAGUUACUUGUUCGAUCCAAUCCAAAGGGAAACCAAGGAGAUUGGGACAGCCUCUGAAGAAUUUAGGAAUAUCCGUAAUUGGACGGGUGGUUCUGUAAUAAGUGGAAAUCCGUCCACAUUAUCAAUGGUGGAACCAGUACUUCCUGACGAGUUGCACUGGGAAAUCCUGAGAUGGCUUCCAGCUAAAUCCUUGAUGCGAUUGAAGUGUGUUUCCAAGAUCUGGCGUUCAACCAUCAUGGAUAGAUCUUUUCGCAAAGCCUACUGCGGGGGUUCUCGAGGUCUUUUAAUGCAUAAGAAGUCACUUUUCUACUUGUUCAGGCUGGAUGAUAUUGAGGAGGAGAAUGAUGAUGGCCCCAAUACUUGUCAAGUUUCUCAUUACUCAACCGUUAAACACGGCUGUGACCAUGAGAUGCAAGCAACCGGCGUAGUGAACGGAUACCUAGAUGGUAGUGAUCGCAAAAAUUAUUAUCUUGGUUUUGAUCCCGACAUCAAACUGUACAAACUUCUGUUCAUUAAACGAUUUCGUAUUGCCAGCAAUCUUCUUCAUACUAAGUGUCAGAUCCUGACGAUUGGCGCGGCCUCGUCCUGGAGAGAUAUCAGUCCACCUUCUGUGGAAAUAAACAGUGCAAGUGGUUACUCGGAAGGUGUUCUUUACUGGUUGGGACGUGACCAUGUCGUUGCCUUCGAUCUUAUUCAGGAGAAGUUCCGAUCAAUUCCUCUGCACAAAGCUGGUUUACGAUGCUUUUUGCUGAAUUUCGGGAAUAUGGCUGUCAUGUCUAUAUGGGAUGCCAAUGAUAAGAGGUUGAUUGCACGUUACAACAACAUCAGGGGACAUUCUGGAGAGUCAUUGGUUGGUGAAGGGGCUUGGGAUAAGAAAGUACAAUUUAUUCUGCCAUCUCAAGAGUUCAAUCUUUUUCCAGGGGGAAUUCUUCCCAACGGAAAGGUGCUUAUGUUUCCCUAUGAUAAAAGUCCCUUUGAUCAGUUACCAGCUUCCUUUUACUUGUUUGAUCCGAUCAAGAGGGAAACCAAGGAGAUAGUGAUUGAGGUAGAUCCUUCCGUAGCAUCCGAAUUAUUGGGGGAUGGUAGCAAACGUCGGGCUCUUCUUCUUCGAGGGAGCUAUUAUGAGGAAAAUAUCAACUCGUUGAGAUGCUUAACUUCCGCAUCGUAG